AUGAGGCUCACAGCAGACCUCAUCCAAUCCUCCCUCUCCUACCUCAACCCGCUCAGAGAGCGCGAACUUGAUCUCCGAGGACACAAAAUCCCAGCGAUUGAGAAUCUCGGUGUUGCGGGCCCUCACGAUGCGAUCGAUUUCACCGACAACGAUAUCCAGAUGCUAGGGAACUUCCCGCUGUCCCCACGGUUACGGACGCUGCUGCUCGCGCGGAACAGAAUCUCGAGCAUUCAACCGUCGCUCGCGAAUUCGAUACCCAAUCUCACGACGCUGGUGCUCACGUUGAAUAACUUUGCCGAGUUGGCCGAUUUGGAUGUGUUGGCUACGUUUGGGCGCCUUACGCACUUGGUGCUGUUGGAGAACCCCGUGACGAGGAAAGAGAAUUAUCGUUACUGGGUCUUGUGGAGAUGUCCAACUGUGAGAUUCCUGGAUUAUAAGAAGGUGAAGGAUGUGGAGCGUGAGAAGGCAAAGGAGCUGUUUGGCACAGCUUUGGAGCCAUCUCCCCUUGCUUCAAAGAUCAUGGGCGUCAAGUCCAAGACUUUUGACAUCCCUUCAGCGAAUGGUGCCUCGGCCAACUCGUCAUCGAAGAACUACCGGGUUAAGCUGACGGAAAAGGAGCGCAAGAAGGUCGAGGAGAUGAUUAGAAACGCGAAGAGCUUACAGGAGAUCAUACGCUUAGAAAAAGAGCUGAACGAAGGGAGGGUCCCACUUGGUGCACAAGGAGCUGAUGAGGCCAUGGAGGAGUAG
Hyaloscypha bicolor E is the source of this 747-nucleotide messenger RNA. Its product is annotated as L domain-like protein. The transcript has 5 exons. Gene Ontology annotation, biological process: mRNA splicing, via spliceosome. The coding region runs from base 1 to 747 and encodes 248 amino acids. Gene Ontology annotation, cellular component: U2 snRNP. Gene Ontology annotation, molecular function: protein binding; U2 snRNA binding. NCBI's taxonomy places the organism in Eukaryota, Fungi, Ascomycota, Leotiomycetes, Helotiales, Hyaloscyphaceae. The record is from RefSeq and is a predicted model, not a curated record.